Salarias fasciatus (jewelled blenny) is the source of this 2896-nucleotide messenger RNA. It is a transcript of the gene znf319a, whose product is annotated as zinc finger protein 319a. The transcript is spliced from 2 exons. Bases 468 to 2225 code for a protein of 585 amino acids. Gene Ontology annotation, cellular component: nucleus. Gene Ontology annotation, molecular function: RNA polymerase II transcription regulatory region sequence-specific DNA binding; DNA-binding transcription factor activity, RNA polymerase II-specific. Lineage: Eukaryota; Metazoa; Chordata; Actinopteri; Blenniiformes; Blenniidae. The record is from RefSeq and is a predicted model, not a curated record. Gene Ontology annotation, biological process: regulation of transcription by RNA polymerase II.
AACCCGCUCCAACUGGCCUUUGUGUGUCUUCGGAGGAUCUUUGCAUUAACCCGGAGAGGUUUCCCUCCCCCGGGGGCUGGUUCAGGGGUCCCUCAGUGUCUCCGCUCUCCGGUGGGGAGCAGUUGCAGCGGCUUUGCCCCGCCGCGCCGCGGUUUCCGGUGUCCGUCCGUCUGCAGAAGGAUGGCGUCCGGCUUCACCCGCAUCCCCUCCACCGCCGGUCCUCCUCCGAAUCCCGAAAACACCGACCACCGUCGAGCCCGAAGCGAAGACGACAGCGGAAAGCAUCCGUGAGCGGCUCCAGUUUUUCUCCUUAUCUGACCAAUCACAGGACGUGUAAGAGACGGACAUCGCUGAGCUCCUGCCUCAGGGCUGGUCGGAAUUUCUACACCAGCACUAUCUUCCUCUUAUUUGGGGGCUUUGGUGCCUCCCUCUGCUGAGCACUGAGUCUUUGCGUGUGAAGUGGCAGGAUGACGGAGGCGUGGCAGCAGCAGCAGCAUGCAGUCGCUCCACCUUCUGUUGUGCACACACUCCCUCAGGGGACUGACAACCCUCUGGGAUGUGCUGUGUAUGGAGUAGUCCUGCAGCCGGACACCUCUCUGCAGCAGCCCCAACACGGUCAGCAGCAUGCGGUGCAGGGUCAGCAGGCCAACCUGCAGGUCGGGGCCGAACGAGGGCAUAAGUGUGGCGCCUGCGGCCACGACAUCUCUCACCUGGCCAAUCCCCACGAGCAUCAAUGCAUGGUGAGCCAAGACCGGUCGUUUCAGUGCACGCAGUGCAUGAAGAUCUUCAGCCAGGCGACCGAUCUACUGGAACACCAGUGUGUGCAGGUGGAGCAGAAGCCGUUUGUGUGUGGCGUUUGCAAGAUGGGCUUCUCUCUGCUCACCUCGCUAGCUCAGCAUCACAACUCGCACGGCAAUGGAAACAACCCAAUGAAGUGCUCCAUCUGUGAGAAAACCUACAGGCCCGGGUCUGGAAAUGCAACCCCAACCUCAUCAGCUGCCAACCCCCAGCAGCCCUCCAACGGGGAGACAUCCGGUGGUGCAGCGAUCAGUGCCUCGUCUCCCCCCGCGUUUGAAGCUUCUGCACCGGAUCGGCCAUACAAGUGCUCGGUGUGCCAUAAAUCCUUUCGGCAUUUGUCGGAGCUGACGCGCCACGAGAGGAUACACACUGGUGAGAAGCCAUACAAAUGUGACACGUGUGAUAAAAGCUUCAGCCAGUCCUCACAUCUGGCACACCACCAGCGCACUCACAGCUCCGAGCGGCCGUACAAAUGUGCUGUGUGCGAGAAGAGUUUUAAGCACCGCUCCCACCUUGUGCGGCACAUGUACGCUCACUCAGGCGAGCACCUUUUCAAGUGCAAUUUGUGUGAGAUGCACUUUAAAGAGUCGUCUGAGCUCCUGCACCAUCAGUGCCAGCCUGAAGGUGAAAGACCUUUCCGCUGUGGCUCAUGCGGGAAGAGCUUCAAGCGGCCUUCUGACUUGCGGCAACAUGAACGCACUCAUUCCGAGGAGCGACCUUUCCAGUGCGAGGAGUGUCAGAUGAGUUUCAAACAGCAGUACGCACUUGUUCGCCACCGCCGCACUCACAAAAACCCAGCCGAUCGCCCUUUCAAAUGCAACCUGUGCGACAAGGGCUUCCUUCAGCCGUCCCACCUGCUCUACCACCAGCAGGUCCACGGGAUGGAGAGUCUCUUCAAGUGCGCAUCCUGCCAGAAAUCUUUCAGUCAGUCGGGCGAACUCCUGCGGCACAAAUGUGGCGGCGAAGUGGAAAAGCCAUACAAGUGCGACGUGUGCGGCAAAGGUUACAAAAAGAAUUCAACGCUGCAGCGCCAUCAAAACUCGCACUGCACGGAGAAGCCGCUCAAGUGCUCCCUUUGCGACAAGCGCUUCGUGUCGUCCUCCGAAUUCGUGCAGCACCGCUGCGACCCCACCCGGGAGAAGCCGCUAAAGUGCCCCGACUGCGAGAAGCGCUUCAGGUACUCGUCCGAGCUGCAGCGCCACCGCCGCGUCCACACGGGGGAGAAGCCUUUUAAGUGCGCGAGCUGUGACAAGAGCUUCAAGCAGCGCGAGCAUCUGGCCAAGCAUCAGAGCGUCCACUCGCGGGAGACGCAGUUCAAGUGCGUGUGGUGCGGCGAGCGUUUUGUGGACCUCACGGCGCUGCAGGAGCACACGGUCCAACACACCGCCGAGGGCGAGAGCUUCCCCGAAGCGCCCUGCAUCCCAUGAACCGAGCUGCUGCUCCUCGACACCGGGCAGCAGAUAUGAAACAAGCCCAUGAUGUGUGCCAGCCCCUGCUCACCCAGCUGUAGUUUUUAAUCCAUUUAUGAUGAAUUUUUUAGUCAUGUUAAGACUGAACUCAUCCUCAUGAUUUGUUGACUUAAAGGCAGGCUCACAGUGGGGAUUAGGACCCCUCUUGUUACUCUGGGACACACGUGGUGAAGAAGAAACUUGCUCUAAGCGAUAAAAGAUGUGUAAAAACGUGGAAAGAUCUUGAUUUUGUUUUAGUAUUCGAGUGUGGGACCUUACUCUGUGGUUGCAUGUGAUUGUCUGUUGUAUAACCCGUUGUUGAGAAAGUUGGCAAGAACGUCCAAACAGCUGUUGUCCACUUAUGUGCGCGUGGUCAUGUGUAUGCUCCUCUGCUCCAUGUGCCUUUUUUUUUUUUUUUUUUUUAAUUAUUUUAUUUACUGGUCACUCAUUCUUAUGUUUAAUUUUGUGUCUCAGUAUAGCCGAAAGGCCACCUCGUCCCCUCCAAACAGCUGGCUUGUGCAACAGUAUCUUUUCACAUAGUAGAUCUUAGAUAGAAUCAUCUGUUUGUGCAUGAAUAUUUAUCACACUUUAAUAUCACUGUUGUAUUAUAGGUUUGGUUUAUUUAGGGAGACAUCCUAAGCAGAUGAGAU